CUUAUCGUUGUGACGAUUGUGCAUUAUCGUCGGUGUCUUCCGGCGAAAUAUCAUGAACUAAGCCAGCUGUCUGUCGUAGAGUAGAGAUCUUGAAGUUGAAAAUGAAUGACUGAAUGAUAUCUAUGUGACCUUUUAAAUAUCCCAUGAUGUCACUCUAGCGGGAAUGAUGACACAGACUAAAGUUUGUUGUGUUUUCACAGUGUCACUGAAAAGCAACAGAACUUCACUGUGCUUCACGGUCGUGGUGUGACAAGUGUCAGUAAGAGAGGGGAGAGAAGUGUUAUGUAGAAAAGGACAACCCUUACGUAAGGUUUGCGCACGGAUCUCUGAGGCUAAGGCGGAGUUAUUGGUUAAUUGUCCUGAAACAUAUAUCUCCUCCUACUCCUUGGUGUGCAAAUACCUCCAAAUAGUCUUCCCAUUGUUGUGGUUGUUGUCAACACAAUACUUCAGGUGAAAUGUGACGUACGGGACAAUAUGUUGCGCCGGUCUGUGUCUCUCCCUCUGUGUUUGUAUGCCAGGCUCUUGCAAGGUGAACACUGGACAUUGGUCAAUUCUACCCUGAACAGACAAUGUAACCAUGGAAACUUGGACUCAUUCAUCUUCUGUGUCAGUGCCAGAUAUGUCCGACACUGUCAGUUUUCGACAUCUUCCAGUCUAGGCGUUGGGUACAAACUGGAGAACAACCUGAACGACUGCUUCUCCCUGCUGAAUAUUUCAGAAGAUGCUACAUUGGCUGAAGUGAGAGAAGCGUACAUAAAAUUUGCCAAGCUGUACCAUCCUGAUAGUGGAUCAACAACAGCAGACCCCAAGAAGUUUUCACAAGUGAAGGAAGCUUACAAGGCCAUACUGGAACAAAGGAAGGAAGGUGAAGAUUCUGAGAAGGAAGAAGCAGAGGAGGAAAUUGACAAAAUUAUCUUUGACAUCAAACACACAGCACCACAGCAUCGUCAGUAUCUGAGUUUUGAAGGCAUUGGAUCAGGAACCCCAAUACAGAGACAGAGAAUAUAUCAGCAAUAUCGUGUUGCCAAGGCAUCUGACAACGUCCUUGACUACCGUGUUCAGCGUCUAGCCAAUGAGGAAGAAUCUGCUGUCGUCGUGAAGGACAAGAUUGAAGCCAAGAAAGCCAAGAUAAGCAACGCCAUAGAACGCCUGGUAGAAGACAUGAUUACAGACUCAAUGAAGAACGGUGACUUUGACAACCUAGCCUUGAAGGGGAAGCCCCUGGUGUAUGAGAAUCGCAACCCGCUGCUGGACAUAGACACACACAACCUGAACAAGAUCCUCAUCAACAACGGGUACGCCCCCGAGUGGAUCACGCUGCAGGGCGAGAUCAGGAAAGAUAUCACAGAGGCAAGGACAAAACUGGCUGUCUUGAGGAGCAAGAUGGGUUGUCCGCCCUUUGAUUCGGAGGAUGCCAAAAAGUGGAAGUUACAAACGUCCAGACACCGAGGCAUCAUCACAGAUGUAAAUUUCAAGGUGGACAAAUUCAACAUGAUUGUCCCUUUCCUGGACAAACAGCUAGUGCGGUACGAUGCUGACCGGGACAUUCGCCGUAUCUAUGACAACUGGCAGAAAUAUCUACCUGACUCCCCGGAGGAUACGGAAGUUAUAUACGAUUCAAAUUUUAAAUGGCACCAUUCUCACUACCAGGUAUCUCACGAGAGAAUUAACUGGGCUGAAGUUUGGAGUAACAUUAGAGCUGUGUUUAAAUAAUGAUGAUGAUGAGGAAGAGGAUGUAGGAGGAUGAGGAGGAUUUAGGAUGAGGAUGAUGAUGAUGAUGAUGAUUACAACGAUAAUGGACUUUUAUAAACACCUGUAUCCAUGCACUUGUGCAUUCUCAAGGUCGUAAGACAUUAUUACCCUGGUGAGUUUAUCACUAUUCAUUUAGGUCAAAAUAAUCCAUAAAUGAUUUAUAUACUGGUAAUUCAAAUAUGGCCUUUUGAAAAAAAUAUUCAUCAUUCAGUAGUGUUCGUGAUAUUUAUUUUUAAAUAAUACGUUAAAAUUCAGUAAUUAGUUGACUGGAAAUACAACAGUCAGUUGUAAAGUUUGGUUGAGGAAGGAUGUUGAAUAUGAGCACAAAUAAGUUUAACUUCAAAUAGUAAUCUCUUGCAAGUAUGUUCAGUAGGGUGAAAUGUUAAAUGAAAAACGUCCUGAAAACAAACGAUCUCUGGAUUAUUUCAGUAUUGACAACUAUAUAUAUGACUGUUGAAGAGUUACUUCCCUUCCAUUUUGGGAUUUCCGUAUUACUGAAAGAAGGGAAAACUAUAUGCUUAAACUGGUAAUAUUAUAGUUAUUGAAUUAAUAAGCCAGAUAAAUCAAGUAUAUGUAAUAAAGAAAUAUAUAUGUACAUAUUUGCAAAAUUGAAUGCAUUUGUUUGAUAUGAUAUAAAGAGCAACACUGUGAUAGAAAAUGAUUGAAAGUGGUGUGUCUUCAGUUAUCUUGGCACAAGAGAGUCUUAUAAAACCCUUGUAUAUAUCUGUGUGGGGGACAAUGUUGAGCUAGGCUCCAAGGGCCAUAUCAGCGUAUAUAUGGAUAAAAAUAUGCACGAACGGUAUGAAAUAAUUUUGAAAGUAGCAAUUGUGUACGGUCUUACAAUCAUUUCGUAUUUAUCUGACAAAGUAUUGUUUUAACUUUUAUUGUUCAUUGACGUGUUUACACAAGAGAGCAAGUGCAUAUAUGAAGCGAAACACAAGAUUACUGAUACUCCAUUAAAUUCCUUCAGUACUCUAAAUGAACUCUUAAGGUUUUAUCUGUAUUGAAAAAUAAGGAGUUCAGUACUCGUUACGUUGAAAAAUUAUCUGGAGCCCUGAUAUGUUAAUAUAAACUUCAUAAAAAAAAGUUUACAAACCCUUCAAAUUAGUGAAUGUUCCAUGAUAUCUCUAUUUUUCUUUUGAGUGGUAUGUAUGUUAAAACUUAAUAUUGUCCAAGUGAUUGUUUCCUUGUGAAAGUCUAAAAAAUUAUGAAUAUUAAUAAAUCAUGAAAAAUG
Molecule: messenger RNA, 2986 nt
Organism: Haliotis rubra (blacklip abalone)
Lineage: Eukaryota; Metazoa; Mollusca; Gastropoda; Lepetellida; Haliotidae
Product: dnaJ homolog subfamily C member 28-like
Exons: 5
Coding region: 475-1713 (412 amino acids)
Source: RefSeq, a predicted model, not a curated record